Molecule: messenger RNA, 2018 nt
Organism: Ornithodoros turicata
Lineage: Eukaryota; Metazoa; Arthropoda; Arachnida; Ixodida; Argasidae
Product: organic cation transporter protein-like
Exons: 12
Coding region: 210-1877 (555 amino acids)
Biological process (GO): transmembrane transport
Cellular component (GO): membrane
Molecular function (GO): transmembrane transporter activity
Source: RefSeq, a predicted model, not a curated record
GUUUGCACGAGUUGGAUCACACUGCGAGGCGAAGUGUAACACGUGUCGACCAGCUACGCCUUCAGUGUGGUUGCUCCAACACCGUUGUAAGCACAAAGGCACACUUGCCACGGAGGUGCCACUUGCGUCGCAGGACUAGACACCAGGACAUCUCCAAGUAUUUUCCAAGCCGCCGAACGAAAGUAUUCUGCAGGUGUCCUACCGUUGUCAUGAAGGACGUGCUAGACAUAAUUGGACAGUUCGGCCGUUGGCAGCUGUUCUUCGUCGUCUAUGCCUCGUAUCGUGGCAUACUCACAGGCUUGAACAACAUGGCCUACGUAUUCUUUGUCACGGAAAACGACCACUGGUGUGACGGGCAUCUUGGUGAACAACAGCUAACGCAGGAUGAAUGGAAGGAACGUUUUGUCCCCUAUGACAAGGACAUGGAAUCCUACAGUCAAUGUGAAAUGUAUCAUAAGUAUUACAACCAGACUGGACAUGUACUCGUGGAUAAUGACACACUCGUCGCUUGCGAUGCCUGGACUUACGCAGAACAUCCAUUUGGGAAUACACUUACAACUGAAUGGAACUUGGUGUGCGACCGGAAGUGGAUGAGGUCUUUGGUUCAAAGUGUGUAUAUGGCGUUCCUGAUGAUUGGUGUCCUCAUAUAUGGUAUCAUAUCGGAUAGAUGGGGGAGAAGGCGGACUAUGUUCAUCUGUGCCCCGUUGCUCUGUGUAAGUGCCAUCGCCACGGUCUUCAGCCCCAACUUGUACUACUUUCUUGUCAGCAGAAUCGGUAUUGGUCUUGGAAUAUCGGGUCUACAAGUAGGAGCAUUCAGCCUUCUGGCUGAGACUAUCGGACCAAAGCACCGAAUUGCCUUAAAUAUUUGUUACGGCUACGGAUGGUCAGCUGGAAUGCUUCUGUUGCCUGGCAUAGUGUGGUUGGUCCAGGACUGGCGCAAAGUUAUGAUGGUGUCCGCAGCAUUGAGUAUUCCGAUUGUACUAUUUCUUCCGUGGGUGUAUGAAUCUCCUAGGUUGCUCCUCACCACAGGAGACAGGGAAGCAGCAGUCAAAACAAUUAAGAAAAUUGCACGUUUCAACAAACGCAACUGUGACGAACUUGAAAAGAAUGUUGAGCUCCUUAUCGAGGAACGGAAAAUGGGAUGCGCAACAAACAAGCAGAGCAUUUCUAUACUGGGAUUGUUUCAGUCGCCAAUGCUACGAAGGAACUCCUUGAUGCUAGUGGCGUGCAGUUUCAUGUCCUACAUCGUAUACUAUGGGUUCGCCAAAUCAUCAACUACUAUAGGAGGAAAUCCUUACGUGAGCUACACGAUGUCAAGCCUGCUGGAGGUAAUUGGAUACACUAUCUCUCUCGCAACGACGAAGUAUUUCCGUCGAAGGAUCACUAUCGUCGUGAGCUAUCUGCUGUUUGGUGCCACGCUGCUUUGGAUGGCUCUCACAGCAAAGGAAAACCUUGGACUACGGAUAACGCUAAUGGUGGCUGGUCGAUUGUUCUUUACAAUCGCUUUCACGACAAAGUUUGUAUUCCUGAACGAAAUAUUCCCAACGGUUGCUAGAAGCGGAGGAUUUGGGCUCUCCACGACGGUCGGACGACUAGGGGCUACCUUCGAGCCCUGGAUAAGGAAUGCCCUUUCUUCGCUUGGAGAGGCAUUCGUGUUGGCUGCGUACUGCGUGAUGAUCUUGACCAUUAGUGUUAUCUGCAUGAUGUUUCCCGAGACUUUUGAAAGGGAACUGCCGGACACUCUGGAGGAAGGCGAAAAAAUGUGCAGAAAAAGGGUUUCCUCGAAAGAAACAGUAAGAAGCGAGAUGGAGUUACGCGACACAACAGGGCAGCUUACGGCCGAGGACGUCGAUGGCGACAUGGUUCACAAGUGUUGACAAUGUAUAGCUACAAGUGCGAGUACUUAUUUUUGAAGGUGACUAAGAUUUUUUUUAAAGAUGAAUUUAUCGAUAAAAGAAAGGGCUGUGGUAGAAGGUUAUGUAUGAUAACAAUAAAGCACGAAGCGCAGCGAAGGGUAC